AUGCAAGAGAGAAGCAAACAAUAUCACAGCAGCCAAACUGAUUUACCAAGGACAUGUGUAUGUAAUUCGGGUGCCGAACAUGGCGAUGGACGACUUCGGACACUAAGAGGCGUGAUGCUGACCGAGACAGCAAGGCCACAAAGGGUGCGUUGCGUUGUGGAAAUUUGCACUCUCAACUGUUGA
Molecule: messenger RNA, 183 nt
Organism: Microdochium trichocladiopsis
Lineage: Eukaryota; Fungi; Ascomycota; Sordariomycetes; Xylariales; Microdochiaceae
Exons: 1
Coding region: 1-183 (60 amino acids)
Source: RefSeq, a predicted model, not a curated record